AUGGAAACAGGCGUUGAUUCACAAACAAAAAGUCAAGCUUUUCAAUUACAUACUGCAGCAACUAAACCAAAUUUUAUAGUUUGUUUAUUCAUAAUGGCAACAUUUUCAGCUCAACUAGAACCAAUAACUAAUGCAUUACAAGCAGUACAAUUGGAUUUAUCUCAAGCUAGAAAAUAUAUUAGUGAAAUUAUUGAAAUUUUUAACAACCUAGAUGCAAAAAAAUAUUUUCAUGAGAUUUUUAAAAAGGCUCAAGAUGUUGCAAUUAAGCUUGGAGAAAAAAUAAAAAUUCCUCUUAUUGUUUCUAAUCAAAAUCAUCUUUCUAAUCAUCCAAUAAAUACUCCUGAAGAUUAUUUUAGAGUCUCCUUAUAUCAACCAUAUGUAGAUUCCUUAAUAAUGCAAUUAAAACUAAGAUUUUCUAAUGAAAACAGUGCUGCUCAUUCCUUAUUAAAUUUACACCCAAAUAAUAUGAAAAAAAUUCAGUAUGAUCAAUUUUUAAGCAUGAUAGUUGAAAUAAAUAAUUUUUAUGAAAUUGAUAGUUUGGCUGAAGAGGGUAAGUUGUGGUAUAAUGUGUGGAAAAAUAGAAACACCAGUCAAAAUGAAACUAAAAAUAUAAGUUUUAUAAGUCUUUUAGAUGAAACAAAUUUAUAUCCAACAAUUCAUACUGCUCUAACUAUUGCAUUAACUCUACCAGUUACUACUUGUUCAGUAGAAAGAACUUUUAGUACACUGCGUAGAGUAAAAACUUGGACUAGAAAUAGUAUUGGCGAUAAUCGCCUUAAUGGAUUAUGCAUGAUAGCUGUACAUAAAGAGUUUGUCAUAAAUCAUAAAUUGGAAUUAAUAGAAGAAAUUAUAAAUGAGUUUAGUCUACUACCACGUAGAAUGGAACUAUUAUUCAAAGAUUGA
This is a messenger RNA of Macrosiphum euphorbiae (potato aphid), 903 nucleotides long. Lineage: Eukaryota; Metazoa; Arthropoda; Insecta; Hemiptera; Aphididae. The record is from the annotation of a GenBank genome assembly.